GUGCUGGAGAUCGGCACAUACUGCGGCUACUCCUCGUUGCGGCUGGCUCUCGCUGUCCCUGGGGCGAAGAUCGCCACGGCGGACGUCGAUCCAGCGCACGUGCUCAUUGCCCGAAAUGUUUUGGCCUUCGCAGGCCUCGAGCCUCCACGGGUCACGGUGUGGACCGGGCACAGCACCGACCUGCUCCCUCGACUAUCUGCACACUUCAGGCCCGGCAGCUUCGGCUUCGUGUUCAUGGACCAGCGAGGUUCGUUGUACCACGAAGACCUUGACGCCCUAGAGCGGGCGAAGCUUCUCCACCAGGGAGCGGUGCUUCUGGCGGAUAAUGUUCUGAAGCCCGGAAGCCCACUACUUCUUUGGC
This is a messenger RNA of Symbiodinium sp. CCMP2456, 361 nucleotides long. The record is from the annotation of a GenBank genome assembly. Lineage: Eukaryota; Dinophyceae; Suessiales; Symbiodiniaceae.